CUCGCUCAGUCAGAGCAGUGUAAGACACAGAGACAGAAACACACGCUCUCUCUAUCUCUUCACACACACAUUCACUCAUGCUCACACACACAGGCGGCACGUUUCCUCUAUCGGACUGACACAACACACACGCCGGGAUAGUCAGACUCCAACUGAGGAGAGGAAGAUAAGGAGUGACAAAUCAGGAAAAAAGACCGAAAAAGAAAGAGAAUCUCUGCGAGGUGAAGAGGAGGAUCCUGCUGACAAUUUCUCCCACUCCAAGAUGGCCAACCUUGUGACAUCGCUGUGCUGUGUAGUUCUGGCCGCAGUGGUGGUAGCCUACGCUCAGAGGCGCAGUCAGCUUGUUGCAAGGAACCAGUAUGAGCGGAUGGGCAGUGAUGUCACCAUGCAGUGCGGCUCCCUAGACAACGACGCAUCCGUGUCAUGGAAGGUGAACGGGACAGACGUGAAGGCCCAGCACCGUCUGGAAGGGCCCAAACUGAUCCUGAACCAGGUGGACCUAGGCCACAACGGACUCUACAGCUGCUUCCAGAACCCCCACGGAGAGAGACGGGACACAAUCCUGCUACACGUCGGCAUUCCCCCUCGGGAGCCCGGAAUCUCUUGUCGCUCCAAUGCCUAUCCCAAAAGCUUCUACUGCAGCUGGCACCAGACGCAACCAACGUACAUCCCCACCACCUUUGAAGUUGAUGUACAACAUAACCAACGUUCACUGGAGGUGCAGAAAGAUCCGGUCCACAAGAAUCGCUGUCAUGUACGUUUUCCAGAGGUCUUCUCAAGCUUCCCUUACAUCGUUAAUGUGACGGCAGUCAACGCCUUGGGAAAGGCAUCUUCCACCUAUUCCUUUGAAGAGUCUUUUAUAGUAAAACCGGAUCCCCCCGAGCGUGUGACAGCAACCCCGAUCCGUUCCAACCCCCGGAGGUUGGAGGUGUCCUGGAACAGCCCUGCCACCUGGCCCGACACAGACAAUUUCCCUCUGAAGUACUUCCUUCGAUACCGGCCGCUCAUCCGAGACCAGUGGCAGCAUGUGGAGCUUUCUGACAGCACUUCUCAUACCAUCACUGACGCCUAUGCUGGGAAGGAGUACAUCAUCCAGGUGGCUGCCAAAGACACAGAGAUCGGAACAUGGAGUGACUGGAGCGUUGCUGUCCAUGCUACACCCUGGAUUGAAAAUAACCCGCCAAUCAUAUCCACAACCGAAGUCGAAUUUGUCACCGAGACCAAGACUUCUCCCAUACCGUCAUCCAAGGCACCACAGAGGGCUCAUGCUCCGGUGGGCAGGGCGGCCAGGGUCCUCGCAUUCUUCUCUCCUUUGCUGUUAGCAAUGCUGCUGCUGUUCAUGUGAUGUAAACGUCUUAUUCCUGAGGGGGUGAUGAGAAGUGGGAGGAAGAUGAAGAUGAAGAGGAGGAGGCUGGUGUUUUUUCUAUUUUGCACAUGUUUCAAGGAUACAGUGCAUCGACCAUUUCUGUCCAUUACACAGUUACUCACCGAAAUUACUUAGACCUGAAGUCAGACGAUGACGAUGCCAUCCAGCAUUUUUGAUUAAUGGUGACAAAGAAAUUCGUCUAAGGAACUUUUGAAAACGGCAUCAUGAUCAUCAUCAUGAUCAUCAUCAUCAUCAUCAUCAUCAUCAUCAUCAUCAUCAUCAUCACCAAUGAGAGCAACAGCGGGAGCAGCGACAUCAGCAGUGACAUCACCACGAACAGACCAACUUUAGGCCUACGCCCCCGGCGGCUUCGACGUGCCACAGCAUACUGACUUGUUCAGUUUGGUUCAGGAAGUUCCUAUUCAGAGCAAGAAAAUCAACUCCUGAUCUUACUAAAAAAAUAAAUAGAAAAAAAAUCAUCACUUAGUUAACUUUUUCAUUCUUUUUUUUAUUAAUUAAUUGACUGCCUUUCAUGUUACUCUCUUUUAAGAUGCACAGUGCUGUACAGACACACACACGCACACACACACACACAUAAAUAUAUACGGGACGUGUGUUUGCUUGUAUGCCUAAGGUAGCAACCCCUUAUACAACCCAAUCAUCAUGCCAAAGACUCAUCUUACACCCACAACAAAAUGGAUCACGAACGGAUUAUUGAGCUUCCCAAAGCCUUUGCCUGUCCUCACAGAGGGCUGUGAACCCCAGAGAAUCGUGUGAGAGACCAUCGGAUCGACACCCAAGUGUGGGACCUGGUUUAUACUUGUGAUCAAUCUGAGGAAACCCACAGCUCCUGUUUGUGUAGAUAAAGCAUUUAACAAAGAAGCCACACUGACUCUGACUCCACACGGCUCCUGCGACUCAAUCAACGUGACGGAGCGAGUGGCUUGUUUCUGAUCCGAGGACCGACACCUUAAGGAAUUCAGCGACGGUAGCCUGGCUUAUUUAGACAGUUAGCUUUACAGUGUGCUUAUAGCAACUGGCAAGACGGACCUGGAUUGUAAGAAAAAUAAAUAAUAAUAAUGAAUAAAGUGGAUUUCAGACUGAACCCUUUUUUUCACACCUAUUUGCUUUUAGUUUGGUUUUGUGUUGGCAGCAACAAGGUUGGUUAUUGGUACUCUGACAUGGGCUACGGUACGUUGGUUUCCCAUUCUGCUCUGUGCUGUAAAAUACAAUAACACAAAUCUGUUGGCUUUCCAAAACCUGGGGCCUUUAUAAACAUUAGAAAUGUCUUUUUGCAGUUUACAUUUCGAUAGCCAAUAUCACCAGUUAAAUAUUAUGUUAUUCAAAGUAAUAUUGAUGUCUUUAGAGUAUUUUUUUCUGACUUUAUGGACAAAUAAUAAAAAGAUGCAUAUAGGGCUUUCUUUUUUUUUCAGAAAUUCAUAAUGGCUUAAUUCUCCUUGAUCCUAUUUUGUAAACUAUGAUAUGUAACUUUAACAUUGAACGAGAAGUUUAUUAUUUAAUUAUAAUAAUAAUGUAUGUAUUAGCGGUAGAAUGUCGUAACCUGUACCUGGGGUCUUUUUUAUAGAUGUAUAUACAAUGACAGGUUUCAACCAUUAAAUGUGACCAUUUCACAAUGAAUUAUGACAAA
This is a messenger RNA of Cololabis saira (Pacific saury), 3014 nucleotides long. RefSeq names its product ciliary neurotrophic factor receptor (gene cntfr). Gene Ontology annotation, cellular component: signaling receptor complex; external side of plasma membrane; membrane. The record is from RefSeq and is a predicted model, not a curated record. NCBI's taxonomy places the organism in Eukaryota, Metazoa, Chordata, Actinopteri, Beloniformes, Belonidae. Gene Ontology annotation, biological process: cytokine-mediated signaling pathway. The transcript has 11 exons. Gene Ontology annotation, molecular function: cytokine receptor activity; cytokine binding. The coding region runs from base 263 to 1345 and encodes 360 amino acids.